CCUGCACACGCGGCAGGGCAGGGUGGCAGUGGGCGCUGACAGACCCAUGGGGCUCUGCCAAGUGACCCGAGGGCUCCGGGGUCGGCUGUUUGCUCCUCCCUGAGUGUGACUGACAGCCACACGGCUGUCUGUCCGCCUGACUGCCUGUCUGUCUCUGUGUCUGCCUGGCUGGCCACCUGCCUUCUGCCUGACUUCCCCUGUCUGUCCGUCUGUCCGUCUGGCGGCCCCAGGUCUGCCGUGUGUCUCCCCGGGGCCGCUGAUCUCUGCCUUCUGUCUGUGCGUGACCUCCCUGGGAUGUGACCGACCCUUGCCUGUGACCCCGGCUGGCGCCCUCUGUGUGGCCCGCUGGCCUGGAGCCUGGCCGUCCAGCCCAGUGACAGGUCGCACGCUUGUCUGGCUGGUGACUCAGGGCAGGCUGCGGAUCCCCACCCCCUAGACCUGCCUGCGCCUUUGACUCUGGUCCCCCAGCCCCACACCGAGCCAGGCCCCCAGCUUGGGGAGCCCACUGGAUUGCCACUGACACACAGAAUGGAUUCCUGAGGGAGAAGCCAGGAUAGCAGGAUCCCGGGAGUCAGCAUGCUGCGUGGCUGGGCAGCCCCUCUGUUCCUCCUCAUGCUCCGGGGUGCUUGGGGUUGCCUAGACCUCGUCUGCUACACCGAUUACUUCAAGACAGUCACCUGCACCUUGGGGACAUGGACCCUCCCCCUGGGCACACUCACCCUCACCUGGCAAGACCUAUACGGAGAACUCGUGGACGAGGUCACCUCCUGCAGCCUCCGCUGGUCCACGCACAACGCCACGCACACAGAGUACACGUGUCACAUGGACGUGUUCCACUUCAUGGCCGAUGACAUUUUCAGUGUCAACAUGACCGAUCCAUCUGGCAAUUACUCCCAGGAGUGUGGCAGCUUUGUCCUGGCCAAGAGCAUCAAGCCGUCCCCCCCUUUCAACGUGACCGUGACCUUCUCGGAACAUUAUAACGUCUCCUGGGACUCCAGUCACGACUCCUACCCGCUGAAGGGCAAGCUGCAACAUGAACUGCGGUACCGGAAGCAGGGAGACCCCUGGGCUCUGAGUCCACAGAGAAAGCGGAUCUCGGUGGACUCCAGAAGCGUCUCUCUCCUUCCCUUGGAGUUCCGCCUCAACACGGACUAUGAGUUCCAGGUGCGCUCAGGGCCGCAGCCCGGUUCUUCCUUCCAGGGGACGUGGAGCGAGUGGAGUGACCCAGUCACCUUUCGCACCCCGCCAGAAGAGCUAAAGGGAGGCGGCCACAUUCACCUGCUGUAUAUCUUCCCCGUCAUCAUAGUCAUAGUCUUCUUAGGCCUGAAGAUUGACCUGCCUUGGAGGCUGUGUAAGGAGUGGGUGCAGGUGCCCAGCCCAGAGCAGUUCUUCAAGCCCCUUUACGUGAGCCACAGCGGAGACUUCAAGAAAUGGGUAGGCACACCCUUCACUGCGUCCAGCUUGGAGCUGGUACCCUGGAGCCCAGAGGCGCUCUCAUCCCUGGAGACGCAUGCCCACUGCCCGCCGCAGAGGGCCAGCAAGGGGCCGCAGCCCACGGAGCUGCCGGAGCCCACGGACCUGGUGGAGGCGGACGGGCUGCUCGGGCCGGGAUUCUGGGGCCCAGCCCACUGCAUCCCCAGCAGUUUUGGCGGCCUGGCCUACAGCCCGGAGAGGGACCGGCCGUACGGCCUCUUGUCCAUCGACACAGUGAUUGUGGCGGAUACCGAGGGGCCGUGGCCCUGCACCUGUGGAGAUGAUGGCUAUCCAGCCCUGAACUUGGACGCCGGUCUGGAGGCCAGCCCGAGCACCGAGGACCCGCUCUUGGACACGGGGACCACAGUCCUGUCCUGUGGCUGCGUCUCCUCCGGUGGCCACGCCGGGCCAGGAGGCCCUCUGGGCAGCCAGCUCAACAGGCUAAAGCUGCCCCUCCCCGAGGAGGCAGGGUGGACCCCGGGGCCACGCUGGAGCGGCGGGCCGCCCCGAGGGGGGUCUGACAGCGAGGCAGGCUCCCCCCCGGCCGGCCUGGACAUGGACACUUUCGACAGCGGCUUUGCGGGCUCUGACUGCGGGAGCCCCGUGGAGUGUGACUUCACCAGCUCCAGGGACGAAGGGCCCCCCAGGAGCUACCUCCGCCAGUGGGUGGUCGUGACCCCCCCACCUGAGGCAGCAGGGCCCCCAGCCAGCUAGUGGGGCCGACUGGCCAUCCAGAGCCACUCAGUCCUGAGCCAGAGCUGCGGCCACCUGGGCCGGAGGGCGAAGGGGCCUGCGACCUUCAGUUCUCCUGAUGGGGCUCGGAGCCUGCUGCUUACAGUGUGCCUGUGUGACCCAGGCACGCACUGGUGUGGACAUGCGACGUGCCCGUGGUGGAGCCAUAGGCCCAAGGCCACACGUGUCUGUGCCCAUGGGAGGUCCCUGUGUGCACGGACAAGAGAAGGACAUAUAUAUGUCUGUGGCUGCGCGCACAGGAUGGCAGCCUCCCUCUUGGCCAGACACAUGGGGUGGCCCCGGGUCAUGUGCCGAGAGGCUGGUCCAGGGCUGCUCACAGCUCUGUGGGGACUCGGCCACGCUGCCUGUGACACCCGCAUCCCAGCCUCCAGAUCCCGCCUCCAGGAGCCACAAGAAGUCCAGUGUGCCCCUUUUCACUUUUCAGGGGGACGGGGAGGGGAUGGAGUGAGCCCGCUGUGGCCCUACGUGUGGGAAAGUUGUGGGGGGAUAGGCGCGAACCCGGGUCUGCUCCCCACCUGCGAUGCCUCUGGGCUGUGCCGCCUUGGGCCGGCUGCUUCCGCCCUCUGGGCUGGACUUUUCUGUCUGGACAAGGGUGUGGGGGGCAUGGCCCACCCUGGGGAGAGAUGGGUGAGGGCGCCCCGUGUACGGGAUGUGGCAGGCCAGACCCUCAAUAAACUUAGCUUCCUUCCUUCCGCA
Messenger RNA from Suricata suricatta (meerkat), 2922 nucleotides. It is a transcript of the gene IL21R, whose product is annotated as interleukin 21 receptor. Gene Ontology annotation, cellular component: membrane; external side of plasma membrane. The record is from RefSeq and is a predicted model, not a curated record. The coding region runs from base 577 to 2187 and encodes 536 amino acids. Lineage: Eukaryota; Metazoa; Chordata; Mammalia; Carnivora; Herpestidae. Gene Ontology annotation, molecular function: protein binding; cytokine receptor activity. The transcript is spliced from 9 exons. Gene Ontology annotation, biological process: immunoglobulin mediated immune response; cytokine-mediated signaling pathway.